CCUCACGCACCACAUUAAAAGUACUAGACCAAUUUGUUGUCACUGUUCGUUCUCGUUACAAAGAUUUGGUCGAAAUGAACUUGACGAUACUUUUAGUGUUGUUGGCAUUCGAAUGUAGUGUUUGUUUAUGUGACUACUGGGCAGACAGAGCAAAACUGAUAGAAGACGAACACUCCCAAAUACUUGGAUCUUCCAUCACACUUACCCCGAAAGAAGAAGUCGUUAAUAAAAAACUCAUCAAGAUUAAAUCAGAUGAGUACGACAAGGGAUUUAACAACGUUCUAAACUUUUUACCUUCUCAACAUUUCUUCAAAACGAAAGCACAAGUAGAAAGCUCCGAAGUGUUCAAGUUCAUUCAAAAGGUGCCCAAGGGAGCUGACCUUCAUGCCCAUGAUAGUGCCAUUGUUUCGGAUCAAUUCCUUUUCAAUUUAACUUACAGGAGCAAUCUGUACGCCUGUUUUCAAAACGGAAGUUUGCGAUUGAGGUUCUUCAGUACGCCUAAUCUCUCUUGCAACUGGACUCUCUUGGCAACGUUGAGACAGGCAGAUCCUUCCAUUAACGAUUUGAUACGUUCCAGAAUUACUUUAGUCGUGGACAAUCCAGAAACCAGAUACAGGACUGAGCGAGAGAUAUGGGCAGCCUUUCUGAACGUUUUAGACCUUGUAACUCCUGUGAUCACCUACAGACCGGUGUUUGAAGAUUAUUUCUACAGGGCUCUCGAGGAAUUGUAUGAAGACAAUGUGAUAUACAUGGAACUCAGAGGUCUGCUGCCACAGGUGUACGAGUUGAAUGGCACCGUGUAUGAUGGAGUCGAUGUGGCAGGAUUGUACGUAAAUGUGUUGAAAAAAUUCAAACAGGAUUAUCCAGAUUUUGUUGGUGCCAAGUUCAUUUACACCCCGUUGAGGAGUGCGGACAACGUCACUGCAUGGAAAUAUGUCGAAACGUUGAAAGCGUUGAAGAAACGCUACCCUGAUUUUGUGAUUGGUUUUGAUCUGGCUGGCGAAGAAGAGAGGGGAUUCCCGUUGAAGAAUUUUAUUCCACAGUUAACUAAUAUACAAGGUUCGUUGGUCAAAAUAAUUUACGAUAAACGAUUGUAAAUCGUUAAUUAUUUU
Molecule: messenger RNA, 1112 nt
Organism: Agrilus planipennis (emerald ash borer)
Lineage: Eukaryota; Metazoa; Arthropoda; Insecta; Coleoptera; Buprestidae
Product: adenosine deaminase 2-A-like
Exons: 1
Coding region: 75-1097 (340 amino acids)
Biological process (GO): inosine biosynthetic process; adenosine catabolic process
Molecular function (GO): adenosine deaminase activity
Source: RefSeq, a predicted model, not a curated record